Necator americanus (New World hookworm) is the source of this 31605-nucleotide messenger RNA. RefSeq lists its product as uncharacterized. The record is from RefSeq and is a predicted model, not a curated record. The transcript is spliced from 64 exons. Gene Ontology annotation, molecular function: protein binding. The coding region runs from base 1 to 31605 and encodes 10534 amino acids. NCBI's taxonomy places the organism in Eukaryota, Metazoa, Nematoda, Chromadorea, Rhabditida, Ancylostomatidae.
AUGUCAUCUUGGCUUUCAUACUUACUUGGUACUGUGUCAGAAAGAGAAGAGGAAGCGCCCGAUUCUGUUCAUGGAGACCAGGAAUCUGCGCCCACGGAGGAGUCUUCACGCGAGGAAGCACCAUUACCAGGACUCUCACCAUCGACUUCCUCCAACAUAAACAAUGUUCUGGAAGGCCUAUCAGAACAGCAGCGGGAAGCGAUCAAUAAUGUGCUCCGCAGGGCUGAUGCAUCUCGACGAGUGGCGAAGGUUGUUGUUGAUGGUCGGCAUCUUCAACGUUACAGAAGAAUGCAGAGGGCAUUUGCUGAUCCAGAAAAACGGUAUAGUGUCGAAGAAAUACAUCGCGAUGACAGCGCUGACCACAACGAUUUCGUUGAAAUGGAUUCGCUUCCGGAAGAUCUCACAGUUUCUGUGGGGUCGCCCGCGGUCCCUGUCAAUAUUAAUCUACAACAACAAUACGGUAUCAUGGGCAGUUCUGAGACGGUGUGGCCGCGAUACUCACUGAGGAAUAAAAUAGAAACUUUUGGGAGACGAUUAUCAAAUUGGUUUAACACACUCGAUUACGACGGCGACUACAUGGACUUUCAGAUGGAUAGAGAAACUCGCGAGAUUUUUCCUUUGGAUCCAGAUGUGUGUUCUUUUAUUGAUGUGCUAUCGACUGGGGUUAUUAUACUUGCCUUAUUCGAGCUCUAUGAGAGCUCCUUACAAAGCUCACUUGUUCUUCAUUCAUACUGCGAGGAACUAACCAUAGCCAUUUUCAAAAUGGUCUGCUCUGAUCUCAAACAAAACUCUCUUUUAAACGAUGAAAAUGCUAUCAUCGAUCAACUUUCUUCCCAAUUGGUCCUUCAUAUCUUUAAUGAUAUUUGGGCGAUGGCUGUUAAAGAUUUCUAUGUUGGAAUUUCUUCAGAUGCCGAGAAGAAACACAAAGGAAACGAGGUUGUCUCACCCUCCUCAUCAUCCUCACCAAUAUCAACACCUCUGUCUACACGUUACGAAAUAUUACACAUAGAAGAUGAAUCAUACCAUCUUCCAGAUAGUGAAUCAAGCUGCUAUUCGCUAUCAGAUGACAUAGAGCCAUCGGAUUAUAAAUCAAGCGAAAAUGAGCCACGGGUAAUGCAGCAGAAAGAGAAUCGGCUUGUUUUCAAAUCUGACAAAAUAGUAAACGAAGUAGAAGACCUACGCCAAAGCAUCGAACAGGUUACAAGAUACGAGGAACGGACAAGCGCUGAUAUUGGAGAAGAAUUGAUGUCUGAUACGUGCUACAUCGAGACUGAUGAACAUUCAUCGCAAGAGCAUCCUGAAGGAGCAUCUUCAUACUUGACGCAUCAGAAAGACGAAUAUUGCGCUGAAGAUGAACUGUGCACAGGAGGGAUAAAUCCAAGUAUAAAAACGGAAUAUAACAACCUAAUAGCACAAAAUGAGGAGGACACAUAUUGGAGAUGCGUUUAUAAAGGAAAUAUUCGCUCGGGCGAAACUGAGGAAGAUAACAAAUACAAAACGAGAAAACACUUUUUGGGUAAGUCAACAGUAGACCGAAGUGGAGCAUCAAGAUAUGGAAGCAGAAUGGACCAAAAUGAAGCAUCUUUCCAUCAAAAAGUUAUAGAAGAAGACAAAACUCGUAACGACGCUGAUCGAGACAACUCAGAUGGGCAGCAUCAGAAAGAGAGAAAAGCUCCAGAUGCGCGAAAAGAGCACAUAAGAGAGGAGACUGAAGUCACUUCGGGUACUCAUAAAGAAGUAAUUUCUCAUGCCAGCUCUUUCAAUGAGGAAGCACCGCUAAAUGAAAAACACACUAGAUUAUUUGAAAAAUCGAAAGUCGUCAUGCUCCGAAAAAAGCCAGUUAGACCACCACCAUCAGUCCCACAAAUCUCGGUGUCUGAGGAGUAUAAGACGACACCUGAGUUGUUGACUCAGGAGGAACUUGAUCAUAUCGCCGCUAUAGAGCGACUGGCACAAGAAUCUUCCUUUAAUCUCGGAGCAGAAUAUGUAGAAAAAUCUGAGACUCUUGUCGACAGUGAAGUUGCUGAGGAAGAGAGAAUUAGCGGUGAAACAGCAACUGUAAAAGACGAUGUGGGUGGUGUCGAUCGAGGCUACACUGUAGAGCCGUAUGAGGAAGAGAAAUUUGUUACAGAGGACAGAAAAGAGUAUGUGAAAGAGGACUCGGUAGCCACAUCGGGUGCUGAUCAGGAAGUAAGCUCAGAUGUGGGCUCUUUUGACGAAGAACCCAAAUAUUUCUAUACUCAGCAACAGCCCGUUAGACCACCACCACCAGUCCCACAAAUCUCGGUGUCUGAGGAGUAUAAGACGACACCUGAGUUGUUGACUCAGGAGGAACUUGAUCAUAUCGCCGCUAUCGAGCGACUGGCACAAGAAUCUUCCUUUAAUCUCGAAGCAGAACAUGUAGAAAAAUCUGAGACUCUUGUCGACAGUGAAGUUGCUGAGGAAGAGAGAAUUAGUGGUGAGGUCGAUCGAGGCUACACUGUAGAGCCGUAUGAGGAAGAGAAAUUUGUUACAGAGGACAGAAAAGAGUAUGUGAAAGAGGACUCGGUAGCCACAUCGGGUGCCGAUCUGGAAACCACCACCACCACCACCACCACCGUCCCACAAAUCUCGGUGUCUGAGGAGUAUAAGACGACACCUGAGUUGUUGACUCAGGAGGAACUUGAUCAUAUCGCCGCUAUAGAGCGACUGGCACAAGAAUCUUCCUUUAAUCUCGAAGCAGAACAUGUAGAAAAAUCUGAGACUCUUGUCGACAGUGAAGUUGCUGAGGAAGAGAGAAUUAGUGGUGAGGUCGAUCGAGGCUACACUGUGGAGCCGUAUGAGGAAGAGAAGUUUGUUACAGAGGACAGAAAAGAGUAUGUGAAAGAGGACUCGGUAGCCACAUCGGGUGCCGAUCUGGAAGUAAGCUCAGAUGUGGGCUCUUUUGACGAAGAACCCAAAUAUUUCUAUACUCAGCAACAGCCCGUUAGACCACCACCACCAGUCCCACAAAUCUCGGUGUCUGAGGAGUAUAAGACGACACCUGAGUUGUUGACUCAGGAGGAACUUGAUCAUAUCGCCGCUAUAGAGCGACUGGCACAAGAAUCUUCCUUUAAUCUCGAAGCAGAACAUGUAGAAAAAUCUGAGACUCUUGUCGACAGUGAAGUUGCUGAGGAAGAGAGAAUUAGUGGUGAGGUCGAUCGAGGCUACACUGUAGAGCCGUAUGAGGAAGAGAAAUUUGUUACAGAGGACAGAAAAGAGUAUGUGAAAGAGGACUCGGUAGCCACAUCGGGUGCCGAUCUGGAAGUAAGCUCAGAUGUGGGCUCUUUUGACGAAGAACCCAAAUAUUUCUAUACUCAGCAACAGCCCGUUAGACCACCACCACCAGUCCCACAAAUCUCGGUGUCUGAGGAGUAUAAGACGACACCUGAGUUGUUGACUCAGGAGGAACUUGAUCAUAUCGCCGCUAUAGAGCGACUGGCACAAGAAUCUUCCUUUAAUCUCGAAGCAGAACAUGUAGAAAAAUCUGAGACUCUUGUCGACAGUGAAGUUGCUGAGGAAGAGAGAUUGGUGGAAGAGAAAUUUGUUACAGAGGACAGAAAAGAGUAUGUGAAAGAGGACUCGGUAGCCACAUCGGGUGCCGAUCAGGAAGUAAGCUCAGAUGUGGGCUCUUUUGACGAAGAACCCAAAUAUUUCUAUACUCAGCAACAGCCAGUUAGACCACCACCACCGGUCCCACAAAUCUCGGUGUCUGAGGAGUAUAAGACGACACCUGAGUUGUUGACUCAGGAGGAACUUGAUCAUAUCGCCGCUAUAGAGCGACUGGCACAAGAAUCUUCCUUUAAUCUCGAAGCAGAACAUGUAGAAAAAUCUGAGACUCUUGUCGACAGUGAAGUUGCUGAGGAAGAUAGAAUUAGUGGUGAGAACUGUAAAUCGAGUACGAUGGGUGGUGAUACUGAUCGAGGCUACACUGUGGAGCCGUAUGAGGAAGAGAAGUUUGUUACAGAGGACAGAAAAGAGUAUGUGAAAGAGGACUCGGUAGCCACAUCGGGUGCCGAUCUGGAAGUAAGCUCAGAUGUGGGCUCUUUUGACGAAGAACCCAAAUAUUUCUAUACUCAGCAACAGCCCGUUAGACCACCACCACCAGUCCCACAAAUCUCGGUGUCUGAGGAGUAUAAGACGACACCUGAGUUGUUGACUCAGGAGGAACUUGAUCAUAUCGCCGCUAUAGAGCGACUGGCACAAGAAUCUUCCUUUAAUCUCGAAGCAGAACAUGUAGAAAAAUCUGAGACUCUUGUCGACAGUGAAGUUGCUGAGGAAGAGAGAAUUAGUGGUGAGGUCGAUCGAGGCUACACUGUAGAGCCGUAUGAGGAAGAGAAAUUUGUUACAGAGGACAGAAAAGAGUAUGUGAAAGAGGACUCGGUAGCCACAUCGGGUGCCGAUCUGGAAGUAAGCUCAGAUGUGGGCUCUUUUGACGAAGAACCCAAAUAUUUCUAUACUCAGCAACAGCCCGUUAGACCACCACCACCAGUCCCACAAAUCUCGGUGUCUGAGGAGUAUAAGACGACACCUGAGUUGUUGACUCAGGAGGAACUUGAUCAUAUCGCCGCUAUAGAGCGACUGGCACAAGAAUCUUCCUUUAAUCUCGAAGCAGAACAUGUAGAAAAAUCUGAGACUCUUGUCGACAGUGAAGUUGCUGAGGAAGAGAGAAUUAGUGGUGAGGUCGAUCGAGGCUACACUGUAGAGCCGUAUGAGGAAGAGAAAUUUGUUACAGAGGACAGAAAAGAGUAUGUGAAAGAGGACUCGGUAGCCACAUCGGGUGCCGAUCUGGAAGUAAGCUCAGAUGUGGGCUCUUUUGACGAAGAACCCAAAUAUUUCUAUACUCAGCAACAGCCCGUUAGACCACCACCACCAGUCCCACAAAUCUCGGUGUCUGAGGAGUAUAAGACGACACCUGAGUUGUUGACUCGGAGGCAGGAGGAACUUGAUCAUAUCGCCGCUAUAGAGCGACUGGCACAAGAAUCUUCCUUUAAUCUCGAAGCAGAACAUGUAGAAAAAUCUGAGACUCUUGUCGACAGUGAAGUUGCUGAGGAAGAUAGAAUUAGCGGUGAAACAGCAACUGUAAAAGACGAUGUGGGUGGUGAGGUCGAUCGAGGCUACACUGUAGAGCCGUAUGAGGAAGAGAAAUUUGUUACAGAGGACAGAAAAGAGUAUGUGAAAGAGGACUCGGUAGCCACAUCGGGUGCCGAUCUGGAAGUAAGCUCAGAUGUGGGCUCUUUUGACGAAGAACCCAAAUAUUUCUAUACUCAGCAACAGCCCGUUAGACCACCACCACCAGUCCCACAAAUCUCGGUGUCUGAGGAGUAUAAGACGACACCUGAGUUGUUGACUCAGGAGGAACUUGAUCAUAUCGCCGCUAUAGAGCGACUGGCACAAGAAUCUUCCUUUAAUCUCGAAGCAGAACAUGUAGAAAAAUCUGAGACUCUUGUCGACAGUGAAGUUGCUGAGGAAGAGAGAAUUAGUGGUGAGGUCGAUCGAGGCUACACUGUAGAGCCGUAUGAGGAAGAGAAAUUUGUUACAGAGGACAGAAAAGAGUAUGUGAAAGAGGACUCGGUAGCCACAUCGGGUGCCGAUCUGGAAGUAAGCUCAGAUGUGGGCUCUUUUGACGAAGAACCCAAAUAUUUCUAUACUCAGCAACAGCCCGUUAGACCACCACCACCAGUCCCACAAAUCUCGGUGUCUGAGGAGUAUAAGACGACACCUGAGUUGUUGACUCAGGAGGAACUUGAUCAUAUCGCCGCUAUAGAGCGACUGGCACAAGAAUCUUCCUUUAAUCUCGAAGCAGAACAUGUAGAAAAAUCUGAGACUCUUGUCGACAGUGAAGUUGCUGAGGAAGAGAGAAUUAGUGAGGACAGAAAAGAGUAUGUGAAAGAGGACUCGGUAGCCACAUCGGGUGCCGAUCUGGAAGUAAGCUCAGAUGUGGGCUCUUUUGACGAAGAACCCAAAUAUUUCUAUACUCAGCAACAGCCCGUUAGACCACCACCACCAGUCCCACAAAUCUCGGUGUCUGAGGAGUAUAAGACGACACCUGAGUUGUUGACUCAGGAGGAACUUGAUCAUAUCGCCGCUAUAGAGCGACUGGCACAAGAAUCUUCCUUUAAUCUCGAAGCAGAACAUGUAGAAAAAUCUGAGACUCUUGUCGACAGUGAAGUUGCUGAGGAAGAGAGAAUUAGUGGUGAGGUCGAUCGAGGCUACACUGUAGAGCCGUAUGAGGAAGAGAAAUUUGUUACAGAGGACAGAAAAGAGUAUGUGAAAGAGGACUCGGUAGCCACAUCGGGUGCCGAUCUGGAAGUAAGCUCAGAUGUGGGCUCUUUUGACGAAGAACCCAAAUAUUUCUAUACUCAGCAACAGCCCGUUAGACCACCACCACCAGUCCCACAAAUCUCGGUGUCUGAGGAGUAUAAGACGACACCUGAGUUGUUGACUCAGGAGGAACUUGAUCAUAUCGCCGCUAUAGAGCGACUGGCACAAGAAUCUUCCUUUAAUCUCGAAGCAGAACAUGUAGAAAAAUCUGAGACUCUUGUCGACAGUGAAGUUGCUGAGGAAGAGAGAAUUAGUGGUGAGGUCGAUCGAGGCUACACUGUAGAGCCGUAUGAGGAAGAGAAAUUUGUUACAGAGGACAGAAAAGAGUAUGUGAAAGAGGACUCGGUAGCCACAUCGGGUGCCGAUCAGGAAGUAAGCUCAGAUGUGGGCUCUUUUGACGAAGAACCCAAAUAUUUCUAUACUCAGCAACAGCCCGUUAGACCACCACCACCAGUCCCACAAAUCUCGGUGUCUGAGGAGUAUAAGACGACACCUGAGUUGUUGACUCAGGAGGAACUUGAUCAUAUCGCCGCUAUAGAGCGACUGGCACAAGAAUCUUCCUUUAAUCUCGAAGCAGAACAUGUAGAAAAAUCUGAGACUCUUGUCGACAGUGAAGUUGCUGAGGAAGAGAGAAUUAGUGAGGACAGAAAAGAGUAUGUGAAAGAGGACUCGGUAGCCACAUCGGGUGCCGAUCUGGAAGUAAGCUCAGAUGUGGGCUCUUUUGACGAAGAACCCAAAUAUUUCUAUACUCAGCAACAGCCCGUUAGACCACCACCACCAGUCCCACAAAUCUCGGUGUCUGAGGAGUAUAAGACGACACCUGAGUUGUUGACUCAGGAGGAACUUGAUCAUAUCGCCGCUAUAGAGCGACUGGCACAAGAAUCUUCCUUUAAUCUCGAAGCAGAACAUGUAGAAAAAUCUGAGACUCUUGUCGACAGUGAAGUUGCUGAGGAAGAGAGAAUUAGUGGUGAGGUCGAUCGAGGCUACACUGUAGAGCCGUAUGAGGAAGAGAAAUUUGUUACAGAGGACAGAAAAGAGUAUGUGAAAGAGGACUCGGUAGCCACAUCGGAACCCAAAUAUUUCUAUACUCAGCAACAGCCCGUUAGACCACCACCACCAGUCCCACAAAUCUCGGUGUCUGAGGAGUAUAAGACGACACCUGAGUUGUUGACUCAGGAGGAACUUGAUCAUAUCGCCGCUAUAGAGCGACUGGCACAAGAAUCUUCCUUUAAUCUCGAAGCAGAACAUGUAGAAAAAUCUGAGACUCUUGUCGACAGUGAAGUUGCUGAGGAAGAGAGAAUUAAGGACAGAAAAGAGUAUGUGAAAGAGGACUCGGUAGCCACAUCGGGUGCCGAUCUGGAAGUAAGCUCAGAUGUGGGCUCUUUUGACGAAGAACCCAAAUAUUUCUAUACUCAGCAACAGCCCGUUAGACCACCACCACCAGUCCCACAAAUCUCGGUGUCUGAGGAGUAUAAGACGACACCUGAGUUGUUGACUCAGGAGGAACUUGAUCAUAUCGCCGCUAUAGAGCGACUGGCACAAGAAUCUUCCUUUAAUCUCGAAGCAGAACAUGUAGAAAAAUCUGAGACUCUUGUCGACAGUGAAGUUGCUGAGGAAGAGAGAAUUAGUGGUGAACAGAACGGUCGCGAUGUGGAGGACAGAAAAGAGUAUGUGAAAGAGGACUCGGUAGCCACAUCGGGUGCCGAUCUGGAAGUAAGCUCAGAUGUGGGCUCUUUUGACGAAGAACCCAAAUAUUUCUAUACUCAGCAACAGCCCGUUAGACCACCACCACCAGUCCCACAAAUCUCGGUGUCUGAGGAGUAUAAGACGACACCUGAGUUGUUGACUCAGGAGGAACUUGAUCAUAUCGCCGCUAUAGAGCGACUGGCACAAGAAUCUUCCUUUAAUCUCGAAGCAGAACAUGUAGAAAAAUCUGAGACUCUUGUCGACAGUGAAGUUGCUGAGGAAGAGAGAAUUAGUGGUGAGGUCGAUCGAGGCUACACUGUAGAGCCGUAUGAGGAAGAGAAAUUUGUUACAGAGGACAGAAAAGAGUAUGUGAAAGAGGACUCGGUAGCCACAUCGGGUGCCGAUCUGGAAGUAAGCUCAGAUGUGGGCUCUUUUGACGAAGAACCCAAAUAUUUCUAUACUCAGCAACAGCCCGUUAGACCACCACCACCAGUCCCACAAAUCUCGGUGUCUGAGGAGUAUAAGACGACACCUGAGUUGUUGACUCAGGAGGAACUUGAUCAUAUCGCCGCUAUAGAGCGACUGGCACAAGAAUCUUCCUUUAAUCUCGAAGCAGAACAUGUAGAAAAAUCUGAGACUCUUGUCGACAGUGAAGUUGCUGAGGAAGAGAGAAUUAGUGGUGAGGUCGAUCGAGGCUACACUGUAGAGCCGUAUGAGGAAGAGAAAUUUGUUACAGAGGACAGAAAAGAGUAUGUGAAAGAGGACUCGGUAGCCACAUCGGGUGCCGAUCUGGAAGUAAGCUCAGAUGUGGGCUCUUUUGACGAAGAACCCAAAUAUUUCUAUACUCAGCAACAGCCCGUUAGACCACCACCACCAGUCCCACAAAUCUCGGUGUCUGAGGAGUAUAAGACGACACCUGAGUUGUUGACUCAGGAGGAACUUGAUCAUAUCGCCGCUAUAGAGCGACUGGCACAAGAAUCUUCCUUUAAUCUCGAAGCAGAACAUGUAGAAAAAUCUGAGACUCUUGUCGACAAGCCGUAUGAGGAAGAGAAAUUUGUUACAGAGGACAGAAAAGAGUAUGUGAAAGAGGACUCGGUAGCCACAUCGGGUGCCGAUCUGGAAGUAAGCUCAGAUGUGGGCUCUUUUGACGAAGAACCCAAAUAUUUCUAUACUCAGCAACAGCCCGUUAGACCACCACCACCAGUCCCACAAAUCUCGGUGUCUGAGGAGUAUAAGACGACACCUGAGUUGUUGACUCAGGAGGAACUUGAUCAUAUCGCCGCUAUAGAGCGACUGGCACAAGAAUCUUCCUUUAAUCUCGAAGCAGAACAUGUAGAAAAAUCUGAGACUCUUGUCGACAGUGAAGUUGCUGAGGAAGAGAGAAUUAGCGGUGAAACAGCAACUGUAAAAGACGAUGUGGGUGGUGAUACUGAUCGAGGCUACACUGUGGAGCCGUAUGAGGAAGAGAAAUUUGUUACAGAGGACAGAAAAGAGUAUGUGAAAGAGGACUCGGUAGCCACAUCGGGUGCCGAUCUGGAAGUAAGCUCAGAUGUGGGCUCUUUUGACGAAGAACCCAAAUAUUUCUAUACUCAGCAACAGCCCGUUAGACCACCACCACCAGUCCCACAAAUCUCGGUGUCUGAGGAGUAUAAGACGACACCUGAGUUGUUGACUCAGGAGGAACUUGAUCAUAUCGCCGCUAUAGAGCGACUGGCACAAGAAUCUUCCUUUAAUCUCGAAGCAGAACAUGUAGAAAAAUCUGAGACUCUUGUCGACAGUGAAGUUGCUGAGGAAGAGAGAAUUAGUGGUGAGGUCGAUCGAGGCUACACUGUAGAGCCGUAUGAGGAAGAGAAAUUUGUUACAGAGGACAGAAAAGAGUAUGUGAAAGAGGACUCGGUAGCCACAUCGGGUGCCGAUCUGGAAGUAAGCUCAGAUGUGGGCUCUUUUGACGAAGAACCCAAAUAUUUCUAUACUCAGCAACAGCCCGUUAGACCACCACCACCAGUCCCACAAAUCUCGGUGUCUGAGGAGUAUAAGACGACACCUGAGUUGUUGACUCAGGAGGAACUUGAUCAUAUCGCCGCUAUAGAGCGACUGGCACAAGAAUCUUCCUUUAAUCUCGAAGCAGAACAUGUAGAAAAAUCUGAGACUCUUGUCGACAGUGAAGUUGCUGAGGAAGAGAGAAUUAGUGGUGAAACAGCAUUAAAAGGUGGGGUCGAUCGAGGCUACACUGUAGAGCCGUAUGAGGAAGAGAAAUUUGUUACAGAGGACAGAAAAGAGUAUGUGAAAGAGGACUCGGUAGCCACAUCGGGUGCCGAUCAGGAAGUAAGCUCAGAUGUGGGCUCUUUUGACGAAGAACCCAAAUAUUUCUAUACUCAGCAACAGCCCGUUAGACCACCACCACCAGUCCCACAAAUCUCGGUGUCUGAGGAGUAUAAGACGACACCUGAGUUGUUGACUCAGGAGGAACUUGAUCAUAUCGCCGCUAUAGAGCGACUGGCACAAGAAUCUUCCUUUAAUCUCGAAGCAGAACAUGUAGAAAAAUCUGAGACUCUUGUCGACAGUGAAGUUGCUGAGGAAGAUAGAAUUAGUGGUGAGGUCGAUCGAGGCUACACUGUAGAGCCGUAUGAGGAAGAGAAAUUUGUUACAGAGGACAGAAAAGAGUAUGUGAAAGAGGACUCGGUAGCCACAUCGGGUGCCGAUCUGGAAGUAAGCUCAGAUGUGGGCUCUUUUGACGAAGAACCCAAAUAUUUCUAUACUCAGCAACAGCCCGUUAGACCACCACCACCAGUCCCACAAAUCUCGGUGUCUGAGGAGUAUAAGACGACACCUGAGUUGUUGACUCAGGAGGAACUUGAUCAUAUCGCCGCUAUAGAGCGACUGGCACAAGAAUCUUCCUUUAAUCUCGAAGCAGAACAUGUAGAAAAAUCUGAGACUCUUGUCGACAGUGAAGUUGCUGAGGAAGAGAGAAUUAGUGAGGACAGAAAAGAGUAUGUGAAAGAGGACUCGGUAGCCACAUCGGGUGCCGAUCUGGAAGUAAGCUCAGAUGUGGGCUCUUUUGACGAAGAACCCAAAUAUUUCUAUACUCAGCAACAGCCCGUUAGACCACCACCACCAGUCCCACAAAUCUCGGUGUCUGAGGAGUAUAAGACGACACCUGAGUUGUUGACUCAGGAGGAACUUGAUCAUAUCGCCGCUAUAGAGCGACUGGCACAAGAAUCUUCCUUUAAUCUCGAAGCAGAACAUGUAGAAAAAUCUGAGACUCUUGUCGACAGUGAAGUUGCUGAGGAAGAUAGAAUUAGUGGUGAGGUCGAUCGAGGCUACACUGUAGAGCCGUAUGAGGAAGAGAAAUUUGUUACAGAGGACAGAAAAGAGUAUGUGAAAGAGGACUCGGUAGCCACAUCGGGUGCCGAUCUGGAAGUAAGCUCAGAUGUGGGCUCUUUUGACGAAGAACCCAAAUAUUUCUAUACUCAGCAACAGCCCGUUAGACCACCACCACCAGUCCCACAAAUCUCGGUGUCUGAGGAGUAUAAGACGACACCUGAGUUGUUGACUCAGGAGGAACUUGAUCAUAUCGCCGCUAUAGAGCGACUGGCACAAGAAUCUUCCUUUAAUCUCGAAGCAGAACAUGUAGAAAAAUCUGAGACUCUUGUCGACAGUGAAGUUGCUGAGGAAGAGAGAAUUAGUGAGGACAGAAAAGAGUAUGUGAAAGAGGACUCGGUAGCCACAUCGGGUGCCGAUCUGGAAGUAAGCUCAGAUGUGGGCUCUUUUGACGAAGAACCCAAAUAUUUCUAUACUCAGCAACAGCCCGUUAGACCACCACCACCAGUCCCACAAAUCUCGGUGUCUGAGGAGUAUAAGACGACACCUGAGUUGUUGACUCAGGAGGAACUUGAUCAUAUCGCCGCUAUAGAGCGACUGGCACAAGAAUCUUCCUUUAAUCUCGAAGCAGAACAUGUAGAAAAAUCUGAGACUCUUGUCGACAGUGAAGUUGCUGAGGAAGAUAGAAUUAGCGGUGAAACAGCAACUGUAAAAGACGAUGUGGGUGGUGAUACUGAUCGAGGCUACACUGUGGAGCCGUAUGAGGAAGAGAAGUUUGUUACAGAGGACAGAAAAGAGUAUGUGAAAGAGGACUCGGUAGCCACAUCGGGUGCCGAUCAGGAAGUAAGCUCAGAUGUGGGCUCUUUUGACGAAGAACCCAAAUAUUUCUAUACUCAGCAACAGCCCGUUAGACCACCACCACCAGUCCCACAAAUCUCGGUGUCUGAGGAGUAUAAGACGACACCUGAGUUGUUGACUCAGGAGGAACUUGAUCAUAUCGCCGCUAUAGAGCGACUGGCACAAGAAUCUUCCUUUAAUCUCGAAGCAGAACAUGUAGAAAAAUCUGAGACUCUUGUCGACAGUGAAGGUGCUGAGGAAGAGAGAAUUAGUGGUGAGGUCGAUCGAGGCUACACUGUGGAGCCGUAUGAGGAAGAGAAAUUUGUUACAGAGGACAAAAAAGAGUAUGUGAAAGAGGACUCGGUAGCCACAUCGGGUGCCGAUCAGGAAGUAAGCUCAGAUGUGGGCUCUUUUGACGAAGAACCCAAAUAUUUCUAUACUCAGCAACAGCCCGUUAGACCACCACCACCAGUCCCACAAAUCUCGGUGUCUGAGGAGUAUAAGACGACACCUGAGUUGUUGACUCAGGAGGAACUUGAUCAUAUCGCCGCUAUAGAGCGACUGGCACAAGAAUCUUCCUUUAAUCUCGAAGCAGAACAUGUAGAAAAAUCUGAGACUCUUGUCGAUCGAGGCUACACUGUAGAGCCGUAUGAGGAAGAGAAAUUUGUUACAGAGGACAGAAAAGAGUAUGUGAAAGAGGACUCGGUAGCCACAUCGGGUGCCGAUCAGGAAGUAAGCUCAGAUGUGGGCUCUUUUGACGAAGAACCCAAAUAUUUCUAUACUCAGCAACAGCCCGUUAGACCACCACCACCAGUCCCACAAAUCUCGGUGUCUGAGGAGUAUAAGACGACACCUGAGUUGUUGACUCAGGAGGAACUUGAUCAUAUCGCCGCUAUAGAGCGACUGGCACAAGAAUCUUCCUUUAAUCUCGAAGCAGAACAUGUAGAAAAAUCUGAGACUCUUGUCGACAGUGAAGUUGCUGAGGAAGAUAGAAUUAGCGGUGAAACGCAACUGAAAAGACGAUGUGGAGAGGACAGAAAAGAGUAUGUGAAAGAGGACUCGGUAGCCACAUCGGGUGCCGAUCUGGAAGUAAGCUCAGAUGUGGGCUCUUUUGACGAAGAACCCAAAUAUUUCUAUACUCAGCAACAGCCCGUUAGACCACCACCACCAGUCCCACAAAUCUCGGUGUCUGAGGAGUAUAAGACGACACCUGAGUUGUUGACUCAGGAGGAACUUGAUCAUAUCGCCGCUAUAGAGCGACUGGCACAAGAAUCUUCCUUUAAUCUCGAAGCAGAACAUGUAGAAAAAUCUGAGACUCUUGUCGACAGUGAAGUUGCUGAGGAAGAGAGAAUUAGUGGUGAGGUCGAUCGAGGCUACACUGUAGAGCCGUAUGAGGAAGAGAAAUUUGUUACAGAGGACAGAAAAGAGUAUGUGAAAGAGGACUCGGUAGCCACAUCGGGUGCCGAUCAGGAAGUAAGCUCAGAUGUGGGCUCUUUUGACGAAGAACCCAAAUAUUUCUAUACUCAGCAACAGCCCGUUAGACCACCACCACCAGUCCCACAAAUCUCGGUGUCUGAGGAGUAUAAGACGACACCUGAGUUGUUGACUCAGGAGGAACUUGAUCAUAUCGCCGACACUGUAAUUUCUUCUUUUCCCACGGAAAUAGUAAAAGCGGAAGAGAUUGUAAAACCUUUGAAUUAUGAAUUCGUUGGGAUAGAUAAGAAUUGUGGUGGGGCUGAUCGAAAUUAUACUAUUGAGGAGUGUGAAGAAGAGAGUUUCGCUGCAGGUAAACGAAAAAAGGAAAUACAGGAACAUUCUGAGGCAUUAUCUUUGGUCUCUCAGGAAAUUAUCCCCUGUCCUGGUUUCUCUCACACUGAUGUUCCCUCCUGCGCUGUAUUGUCUCUGGUGUCUAUUAAAAAUGGUACUGGAUCUGACACUUUUAGUCACUCACAUUCCCAUCACGUUCCCGAAAUUGGGAACUCGGAUAAGAAAGGAAUUUUCGAAUGCUUCCAUUGCAGUGCACUUGUUCAAUCUUAUUCUUCAAUGAGUGCAAUUCCAGAUGCUUGCACAAAUGCAGUUCCCACAUCCAGUCCAAUGGAAGAAGCGGAGAAGCGAGAAAAAGAUGGCGUUGUAAAACACAUCGAAGCGGAUAUGUGUAUCCGCGGCGCACCAGCGUUCUCAGAAAACUGGUGUGUAGCUGAUUGCGAGGAUUUUCAGACGGCAGUACCUGAGGAUCAUGACUUCUCAAUACCUUCAUGUUCAUUCUUGAAAAGAUUGUCCUCUGCGUCUGAAGCAGUUUCAGAGCAAACAAGUUCUGUUGAAAUUAUUUCUCCGACAAAGGAAUCCGUGUUUGUUCACGCCAUAGAAGACACGCAGGCCUCUUUCAAAACUUCCGCUGAGAAACACGGAAAACGCGGCAUGCAGAACGAAACUGAUAGAAGUGGUGAGUACCACGAUCAAGAAUUAAUCGAAGUAGAAUCAUCAUGUGAGGCCUGCCACACGUCGCCGUCUGAGUCCGGAUCGCAAGAAAAUUUUGUUGUAUCUUACGAUAGGUCGUCUCCUUUGCUGGAAGAUUACGACGGUGAAGAAUAUGGUCAUGAGAGUACAAUUAUUGCUUCCCAACAUCCAGUCUUCUGUGAGCACACAUUCCUCGAAAAAAGAACCUUUAUUGACAUUAUUUCACCUGUUUCACGAGAAGGUGAUGAAACUAAGCAUGUGAUGGAUAAUAUUUCUUAUGGAGAGCGCAAUGUACUAAGUACCUCCACUGGAAUAACCGCACUCGAAGAAACAGCACGUAUCUUAGGAAAAAACUCCGAGAAAACCUUCUCAGAUAAUGAAUCGACUCCACCUCAUUUGAAAAGAGAUGCUACGAAGAUUUCUCCAAAGGUAUGCAGCCAUUUUGCUCACGCUCAAAAUGAGUAUAAUCACAAUGCUCAAGCACCGAGACAUGCAGAAUCCUCAUGUGGGACUACUGUACAUUCUCUGUCUCCUCGUACAACAUACAAGUCUUUGUUUGGAGUAACUGCGCUGGAGGAGUCUCCUGAAACAGAUAAGAGCGGACGUGCUGCGGAAAUACAUACGGAGGAACCCAGCACUGAGACACUCACACAAGAAGAGCUGGAUCACAUUGCCUACAUACAACGGCUUGCAGAAGAAUCUUCAUCUGGUAUUGGUGUACCUGCUUUGUCCACUACAACGCACAGGGAUUCGUUCGGAGUAACUGCGGUGAAAGAGCCUUCAGAAGCAGCUAAGCGCAGUCUUGCUGUGCAAGAAACUAUGCAGGAACCGAGUACCGACACACUCACACAAGAAGAGCUGGAUCACAUUGCCUACAUACAACGGCUUGCAGAAGAAUCUUCAUCUGGUAUUGGUGUACCUGCUUUGUCCACUACAACGCACAGGGAUUCGUUCGGAGUAACUGCGGUGAAAGAGCCUUCAGAAGCAGCUAAGCGCAGUCUUGCUGUGCAAGAAACUGUGCAGGAACCGAGUACCGACACACUCACACAAGAAGAGCUGGAUCACAUUGCCUACAUACAACGGCUUGCAGAAGAAUCUUCAUCUGGUAUUGGUGUACCUGCUUUGUCCACUACAACGCACAGGGAUUCGUUCGGAGUAACUGCGGUGAAAGAGCCUUCAGAAGCAGCUAAGCGCAGUCUUGCUGUGCAAGAAACUAUGCAGGAACCGAGUACCGACACACUCACACAAGAAGAGCUGGAUCACAUUGCCUACAUACAACGGCUUGCAGAAGAAUCUUCAUCUGGUAUUGGUGUACCUGCUUUGUCCACUACAACGCACAGGGAUUCGUUCGGAGUAACUGCGGUGAAAGAGCCUUCAGAAGCAGCUAAGCGCAGUCUUGCUGUGCAAGAAACUAUGCAGGAACCGAGUACCGACACACUCACACAAGAAGAGCUGGAUCACAUUGCCUACAUACAACGGCUUGCAGAAGAAUCUUCAUCUGGUAUUGGUGUACCUGCUUUGUCCACUACAACGCACAGGGAUUCGUUCGGAGUAACUGCGGUGAAAGAGCCUUCAGAAGCAGCUAAGCGCAGUCUUGCUGUGCAAGAAACUAUGCAGGAACCGAGUACCGACACACUCACACAAGAAGAGCUGGAUCACAUUGCCUACAUACAACGGCUUGCAGAAGAAUCUUCAUCUGGUAUUGGUGUACCUGCUUUGUCCACUACAACGCACAGGGAUUCGUUCGGAGUAACUGCGGUGAAAGAGCCUUCAGAAGCAGCUGAGUGCAAUUUUGCUGUGCAAGAAACUAUGCAGGAACCGAGUACCGACACACUCACACAAGAAGAGCUGGAUCACAUUGCCUACAUACAACGGCUUGCAGAAGAGUCUUCAUCUGGUAUUGGUGUACCUGCUUUGUCCACUACAACGCACAGGGAUUCGUUCGGAGUAACUGCGGUGAAAGAGCCUUCAGAAGCAGCUGAGCGCAAUCUUGCUGUGCAAGAAACUAUGCAGGAAUCGAGUACCGACACACUCACACAAGAAGAGCUGGAUCACAUUGCCUACAUACAACGGCUUGCAGAAGAGUCUUCAUCUGGGAUUACUGUGCCAGAUACGCCCACUCAUACUAUGCAACAGUCUUCGUCAGCAAUGAUUGAACCGGAAAAGCAUAUGGGAGUAACUGAUACAGCGAAAAAUCUUUUCGCGAGAAUAUUCACGGAGAAAUAUAGCACUAAACCCACUCAGGCGGAGCGUGACCACACUGCUCACACGCAGCGACUUGCAGAGGAAUCUUCACCAGGAAUCACCGUACCUGCGCAACCUCCAUUCUCACAGCUUAUAUCAAGCAGAGAGAACGAAAAUGAACUAGAAGAAGAAUCUGAAGCAACUUCUGGAGCUGACCACUUGUCAGCAUCCGAUCUUUCAUUGCCAGAAGAUAUUAAUUCUUCUUACGACAGUUUGUACGCAAUGCAACAAUGUAAAGACGGUAGUAAAUCUGCACUUCCUACUUUCUAUAAUCCGGGGAGAAUUACCAAUCAAUUUGAGACAUCUUCGGAAGUUCUCAUGGACACGAACCUAUCGGUUCAGCUCUAUGAAACAGGUCAAAUGGAGGUGACUUCAGAAGAGACAGAAGGCAUUUUACCCGGAACUUCUGCGUUGAUUCUGCACGAAACUCCUUUCAACGAAUUUGCUCCAGAAACUAGUGUUGGACUACCUUCAACUGCUAAUAAUGUUGGAAUUGGAAUACCUAAAAAGGAAGCCAACACUGAACUCACCCAGGGGGAGCUCGACCACACUGCUUACAUGCAACGGCUUGCAGAAAAAGCUUUAUUUGGAAUCGCUGAACCUGCAAUGCCUACCCACACUGCUAGCGGAUCUUCGUUUGAAGCAACUACGCUGGAAAAGACUUCGAAAUCAGCUGAGGGUGAUCGCGCGAUACUUACGAAGCAACCUGGCAGCGAAUCACUGACUCAAGAAGAGCUCGAUCAUAUUGCUCACAUCCAGAGACUUGCAGAAGAAUCUUUAUUUGGGACUGGUGCACCUGUUUUGUCUACUACAAAGCACAGGGAUUCGUUUGGAGUAACUGCGGUGAGCGAGCCUUCAGAAGCAGCUGAGCGCAAUCUUGGUGUGCAAGAAACUAUGCAGGAACCGAGCACCGGCACACUCACACAAGAAGAGCUGGACCACAUUGCUUACAUACAGCGGCUUGCAGAAGAAUCUUCAUCUGGGAUUAGUGUAGCUGCUUUGUCUACUACAACGCACAGGGAUUCGUUCGGAGUAACUGCGCUGGAAGAGUCUUUGGAAACAGCUAAGAGCGGACGUGUUGCGGAAAUACAUACGGAGGAACCCAACAGUGAGACACUCACACAAGAAGAGCUCGAUCACAUCGCUUACAUCCAGCGACUCGCGGAAGAAUCUUCAUUUGCAAUUCCUGAACAUAGAAUGGUAAGCAUACCGGUAGUGGCUGCUGGUAAAACAUCGGAAGGAUAUGAGGAAAGCUGGUCAAAGGAAAGUGCAGAGAUGGAGCAUGAAAACUCUUCGUUAUUAUCCAGAAAUGUCAAGGGAAGCACGGAAGAAGGAUCUGAAUCCACUUCUGGAGCAGAUGAUCUAUCUGCAUCGGAAGAGUUAUCACCAGUGGUCACUGCGUCAAUUUACAAUACUGUUGCACCGUAUCCACUGGAGAAUGCAGAUGGUCCUACACAGGCAACAUCUGGUUCUCAUAUGUUCCUGAAACCUACUCCCAAUGCUGAGGAGAAUUCUACCGAGGAAAUUUUCGAGAAAACUAAUCCAACGGUUUCCCAGCAAAGCGUGUUUACUCAGGAAGAGUUAAGUCACAAAGUUUGUGUUCAGCAAAUUGCUGAAGAUUCUUCACUUAGGGUUGUAUCUGGAAUGUCCGCUAUGUCUUGUGAUGCUGCAGAACAAUUUUUGCUUGCAGCAAGUUCUUCAAAGAAGCCUAGCUGGCUUUUUGAGAGUUUGGAAGGCACAACAGUACCGUCUUCUCAUCUCGAUAAGAAAAAACCUAGAGAAAGCGACAUGAUGGAUGAAAGUAGUGCAGAACAACGGCAGCAAAGUUCUCCUUCUUUAUCGAAAGAAGAAAAUGAAAGCACAGAAGAAGAUUCUGAAGAAACGGGUGGGGCUGACCAGUCAUCAGUGUCCGAUUCUGGAUCACCAUUGCCCCUUUCACCACAAGAUAAAUCGAAUCCGAAACUGGAAAAUUGUGGUGAUGACGUGCUCCAACCCAUGAUGACUUCGCAUAUUUCGCAACCAAUUCUCCAAAGCAGCACAGACUUUAAUAAAGAGCUUUUUUUGGAUGCAAGUUCACCUAAACCAACAGAAAAUUUGCUAGUUCAGGAAGAACUCGACCACAUCGCGUAUAUACAGCGGCAUGCAGAGUCCUCAUUUGGUGUGAUUACUCCAGAGAUGCCCUCCGUGCCAGGUGACACCAUGAAGGGCAGAUACACGUCUAUUGUUAAUGCGAUGGUGGAGCUAGGAAAAAGCGAAUUAAAGGAGGAUACCGAUGUCGGGAUGCAUCAUCGUGAUCUAGUUUCUUCGUCAAAAGGGGGAGAAAGUAUAUACGCAGAAGAGAACCCCACAGGCACAUCUGCAGCUAACCAGUUGCCUGCUCAGGAAGUUGCUUUUUCAACAAGUACCGUUCAUCGAUCACUUAUAUCACUGAAAGACUCUAACGGAGAGGAAGUUGUAUAUACGCCUUCCCAGUCCACGCAAAAAUUAUGCACGUCUGAUUCUCUAACUGCACGUAAUCCAAAUUCUGUUCAAGAAGACAAGAAUAGCAGCACAACCUCAGAUUCUAAUAACCCUGAAGAGAGUCACAUUGUUCAAGGCGAAACGAAGACGUUCCCUUCGUUUACUGUAGGUUCUCCAUCAAGAAUAAGGUCAACAAGUCUUACCCAAGACCUGUACUCAGCCGUUGGCGCUGAUCUUACGCGUAAAGCUGAGUCGUUCAGCAGGAGCACUUCUGUCAACUACUCCUCUAACAUAGGUCACAUUUUUUCAAGACAGUCUUCGUUAAGGUACGGUGAACAGAACAAUUUUACAAACACUGAGCAGGAAGAGAAAAAGGUUCCACAGGGAUAUCAUGCACGAGGGGGAUCCAGUGUUCGCGUUAUAUAUACAGACCAUUCAUUACGUGCUUCACAAUCGUCUCCCACGGAAAAUAAUAUUGAUCUAGGUGAUGGUCGCCUGGAUGACGAUCCUUUUGACAAUCCUAACGCACCUGAAGUUCGGCCAAAAAUAGGCGUAGUUGUUGCCGACAAUGAAUCAACGGAAGGAAAAGUAAUUCGUCGUUCUCUCAGUGAAAUUGUACAGGAAGAAACCGAGACAUCGAACCAUGAACUUCGUUCAUCUCUCAGUUCUAGCUGUGUCACGAAUUUUUGUUCGCAACGUCAUGCUUACCUCAAUGCAUACGAAUUAUGUGAACAGCAUAGUUUUACAGAUAGUAGAGAUCUACUUUGUAACGUAGAUUUCUUGUGCAGACUAAAUUUUGCUGCACGUCGUCUAACUGAAGAUAUAGCCGAUGAAGCGGGACGUGAGCUCAGAAUGCAUUACCGAGCUCAGUCGAACCCUAGAGCUCGUUACUUCACAGAUACCGAUCUCCCUCGCCAUUCAACAUCAUUGUCAAGCAUGGAUGAUGAUCAAGCUUCAGGAAUUGGAUUCACAGUUGAGCCUGCUCCUCAAGAUGUACCUCCGUUCGGCCUAUUCUCCUUCUUCUCCAAGAAAUCUAAUCUGUUUGAACGUCCAAGAUCAUCAAUUUCACAUACCACUCUCACACGUGCUUCCACUCCAGAAAGAUCCAGAAAAGCGUCAGAAGACAAGAGCGGCGAUAUCCUAAAUUUGCUCCGCAGGUCUUCCGGUGCUGAAUCGCACACGUCUACGGAUAGCCCAUUGAAACUUCCAGAAGGGGCCUUAGAGGGUCUUUCGCAAACCGAGCUUGAACAUGUUCUGUCGGUUCUCAGCAAGUCGAACAGACUUCCAUCGCCGAAUAUGUCCAGAAGGAGUUCGUCAGCGAUGCAAGUUUUGCCCGAUAUGGACAACUUGUCAGAAACGGAGCGGAAACAUAUCCAGAACGUACUGGAAAAGGCAGAACAGAGGACACCAUAUGUACUCCGAAUGCCGCUACCCCAUCAAAUGACAGCACGUACGGAAUCAUCGGAGCACAUCUCUCUAGUUCUUUCGCAGAACUCUCAGGAUGAAGACUACGACACCCAAAUACGAUCCAUCGAAGAUGCCAUUCGUAGGGUUGAAAAGGACAGUGAAAACCACGAACGAAAGGAUACAGCAGAAGAUAAUUCGAUGAAACCUCUGAACAUAAGACAAGUGGAAAAUGAGCUAGACAUGACGACGGCAAUGUCACGAGAGAUAAAAUCUGCGAAGGACGACCUACGGCAGUCAGUCCCUCAAGAGCAAGGAGCUUUUGCUCCACAGAAGAAGGAAUCACAGGACCAGGAGAUCCGCCGUCGUUCAUCUUCGUCGUCACCGCUGGAAUCUUCCGUUAGUGGCAUUAAGUCUUUCUUUGGUAAGGCGAGUCAGGCGCUGUGGAGUGCUAAGGAUGUUUUCUCUGCUGAUAUGCGAAGAAGUUCGAACGGUGAAACCGAAGCGACACCAUCUUCAGCUCCAACAGCUGCCCCUUCUGGUGAAUUAACGGCCGAAGAACUUGAACACAUCCAAAAGAUAGCAAGACUAGCUGAACAGGACAUGAACGUUGCUUAUCCCACUGAUAUGGAGGCACACCCACGCAGUCACAUGUCCAUCCGCGACGGCAGCGAACAAGUGGAGGACGAUUCCCGCAAACUAUCUGUUUCCACUGCUAGAGUCACCGAUUUGAGAACAAAAAAAGAAGGAAUGACUUCAGACGGUGUCUUGGAGGGUGCUUUCGAGACCUCUCAGCAGACUGUUCCAUCUUCUGCAGCCGAACUUACGCAGGCAGAACUUGAUCACAUCAAUCGUAUCACUCAAAUGGCGUUGCUUGAAGAAAGCCAUUUCGACGACCAUGCUCGGUCACAUGAAAUGUCGAGUCAGCCUGAAGCUACAUCUACCCAAAUGACUGGCGUCGAUACAUCGUCAUCUUCUCCCAUUUCGAAAUUUAAGUUCAAACCUCUGGCAGAUCUAGGCAUUAAGGCAUUUAAAGGUGUUGUUAAAGCGGAAGAACUAAGAUAUACCUCUGAACACACGACCUCACAUGAGAUUAACGAAACUUCAACACCAGAGACUAUGCGACAAUCCAGUCGUGACGAAUUGUCCAACAUUUCUCUUGCGGGGUCUAGUCAGCUCACACAAGAAGAACUUGAACAUAUUACCCGCAUCAACCUCCUCGCUGCACAAGAUGACGUGAAUGAGGGGGAUCGCUUAAGAGAUGCUGCUCCCAGCGAACUUCCUGGUGUUGGACGAAAGUCAGAGAGUGUUCGUGCUAUCAGUGAAGUGGUAAAACAGGACGACUACUCAGGAGAUGAUGGUGAAGUUAGCGGACUCACUCAAGAAGAACUCGACCACAUCAACAGAAUCAACCAAAUGGCUCUUGAAGACGAACGUUUCUUACAUGAACCGGUACCUUAUGAGUCAAGACCAACGUCUUCCAUUGGUGUGCGGCACCUCAGUGGAGCUGUCGCCUAUGAUGGUGGAAAGGUCACGGAACCGCCAUCAGCGACCUCUUCGGCUUCCGGUUCGUUUUCAGGAUUCGGCAUUAACGCUUUCAAAGGAUUCAUCCAUAAUGUGGAAAAAGCAAAGCAGACAAUAGAGGAUUUUCCGCAGAUGAAACCGUCUCUGCUAACAGCACCGUCUCAACAGCCUAUAACUCGUGCGAGGGAGCCAACAAGAGAUGUUGGAUUUUCUGAACUACCGAAAGAAUCACAGAAUGCGAUCCAGCUUACUAAAGAAGAACUUGAACACAUCGAAAACAUCAACAAACUAGCAAUGAUGGAUGAUAGUACUUCCGAGACAAGAAUUCCGGGUGAAAUCGCGAAGAGAAGGGAAAGCGGAGGGCUCGUCCACAAUGAUGUGAACCAGCUAAGUCAAGAGGAACUCGAACACAUUACUCGAAUCAAUCAGUUGGCUAUGCAGGAAGACGCCCAGUUCCAUGAUGACUCCAGACCCUCUUUGGCUUACAGUAAACGAGACACAGAGACCAAAAGCUUUGGUGAUGUUGCCUCAUCCGAGCGUGUUAUUGAACCAAAAUCCUCUCCGAGCGGCUUCGGGUCAUUGUUCGGUAUGAAGCCUUUGACCGGUUUUGGUAUGAAAACGUUCAAAGAUAUUGUUCAGAAAGCCGAAGGGGCGAGAGACACAUUGGGAGGGUCAACCAUAGGUGAACCAAGCAAAGAGCUAUCCUUUCUAGGAACCAGUCGAAUUGAGACUCAACCACCUACAGAACUUGAUCUCCGUAGCAAAGACACUGUACAGCUUACGCAGGAGGAGCUUGAUCACAUCAAUAAAGUGACACAAAUCGCUCUGCAGGACGAAGUUCCCCAUGCUCUUACGCAUGUGCCAGUUACGUCACCGAUAGAUGCAGACCAGCUCACACAAGAAGAACUUGACCAUAUAAAUCGAAUUGCACAAAUGGCUGAUGAGGACGAAAGCAUGUACGGUGGUGAGAAGCCUCGUCAUACUCGGUCCGAGUCAGAAAAUGAACUCACAAAAGAGGAGCUGGAGCAUAUUGCUCGUAUCAGUCAACUCGCUGAACAGGAUGCUGCAGCAGUCAAUGCAUCCGCCUCUCUGCCUGCAGCACCCGGAAGAGAUUGGCCUAGUUCUGACAGUUUUGAGCAACGUCCCACUCAACAGCAAUCCUCGCCAUCGCUAUUGCACAGGACACCGCUCGGUGGGUUUGGGUUCGGUAAACUGAAGAAUGUGAUGCAGAAAGCAGAAGCAGCAAAGAGUGUGCUGGAAGGCAUAAGCAUGACUCCUCGUGCAGAUUCCCAACCAAGAGAUAUAACUAAAUCACCUUUGGAGAAAGAUACGAGAUUGGAACUCGUUCCUGAGCUCACUCAAGAAGAGCUCGAUCAAAUUAAUCGUGCUGCCGAUUCGGCACUACGGGAAAGCGAUGUACCGGCAAUGCCUGAACAUCUCUACGUGACAUCGCUGAAACCUGAAGAAGAAUCAGAAAUGUCUUCACCUAAAACAGAGGAACAGUCAGAGAGUCCCGAAUCCAUUGAUGACAUCCGCUAUGAGGCUGACAACGCGGUCGAUGAAGCUGUCGAAGAACAGUCCUCACCGGCGAGUAGUCAUGAAUCGCAGCGAGGCUCUCAGCGCACGAUGAGCCGUCAAUCCAGUGGUUUUGACAUUUUAUCAAUUCCUGAAAUGUUAAACAAUAAAAAUCUCAGCCGAUGGUACGAAGAGCAGUUGUCGUUCAUGAAAGAGUCGAUUGUUGAUGAGGAAAACGAAGCAGACGCAGGCUACACUGAGCAUGAACCAGUUCUGGAGAUGCAAGGUGAGGUUAUUGAGCAGCGUGAACAAGACGAACAUCCUUACUUUGGAUCUCAGACAGAGGAGGAGCUCAAGCAAAUCCCUUCAUUGGCUUCCGAUCAUUUUGAUGUUGGCGAUAGCGAACUUGUAGAAAAUCCCGUUGUCCCUACCAUGGAUGAUAAGAAUGAGAAAGAUGUCCUAGCAGCUGCCCCAUCGAUCGUUGCGACGACGAGGGGCAGGACUGAGGCUGGCAUCGAUCGCACGUCUUCUGGUGGCAUGCUGGACUCCGGCCAGGGAGGCCGUUUUCGCCUCUCCGGCCUCGGAAAGUUCGCCUCCGGUGCCUUCGGAAAGGCAAAACAAGCUGCCGCCGAAAUCGCCCAAAAUGUGCCUUCAACGAGCAAAUUUGCGACUCCAACUGCUCAAAUUGCAUCGGGUAUGGAAGACCUGUCGGAAGAAGAGAGGUUGAAGAUCCAGGCGGUGAUGGCAUGUGCUGAAUUGGACGCAGCGGCCACCGCCGUAUCCUCAAAGGCGACGGCACCAUUUUCUGACAUUUCUGCGAUGACAACGUUAUCAAAGGCGGAAGUCAUUCGAGGAGCAUCGCGCGACACGCGGUUGAAACAGGAUAGGGAACCAGUAGUAUCAACACCAUCGCGACCAUCCUCGUCAAUGUCCGUACGGAGCGACGUUUCUUUGCCACCCAUGGAAGGGCUCUCAGAAGAAGAAAAAGCUCACAUCGAAGCAGUCAUGGCUAUCGCCGAACGUGAUCAGAUGAUGUCCUCACCUUCAUUUGAACCACCACCUGCACCUGCCAAAGAGGCGCCCAUUCCUCCUGGGUUAGAAGACCUUUCUGAGGAGGAACGGCGCAAGAUUCUAGCAGUGAUGGCAGCCGCUGAUGCGGACUCAAUGACGGCGCCAACGCCGCCGUCGAAGCAGAUUCCACGAAGCGGGAGUGCAGCAAGUAUGCGACCAACCGUAGGAGUUCGCGAUGCUCAGAUGGGACGACCUAGGAGUGCAAUGGAUAGGCCGGUAGAGCCACUGCAUAGCGAUGACAUUGAGCUUCCCGGAAUGGAAGGGCUAUCAGCUAGUGAACGUGAACAAAUACUAGCCGUUAUGGAAUCUGCCAAACGAGACGCUGAAGGACCUCCCGUAGCACCUAUUGCUGCAUUACCGAAGAAGGUCGCUGAACCUUCUCCAGCGGGCUUCGCUUCAUCGCAGCAAAUACUAAGUCCCAGUCCUUCUUUCGUCGCUCCUGGAAUGGAAGAAUUGUCGGCUGAAGAAAGAGAGAAGAUCAUGGCUGUGAUGGCGAGUGCGGCCAUGGACGAGCAGAUGUCCAUGCCCGCCCUACCCUCUCCCCGACCCAUGCCGCAGCCUCAACCAGAAUUAGAUCUCAGCGAAGACCGAGAUAUUGCGCCUGAAAAUGUACUUAGGGAGGAGCAACCAGAAACGCCCAAGGAGGUUGCCACUGAUUUUGAUUUUUUGUUGAAGGACACCUCUGACUACGAUCUACGCCAAUCUGAUAGGGGGACGAGCGAUGGUGUUUCGGGUACACUGAGCUCGCCCGUCUGGGAGAGCGCCACCACGGCGAAGAACGCGCCCACGUCUGCAGUGGACACAUUUGGAGCGAUCCAGGAAUCCAGGGGAUCUUUUGUUUCGCAGACUCAACAAGAUCGACCACGACCGUAUGAGACGCCUCGAAGCGAUUCCCUGGACGACGAUAUACCUGGAGUGGAUCUUUCACAUCUGUCUCCGUCAGAACGAGAGCAGAUCCGAGCAGUUAUGCGUAUGGCUCAAAUGGAUGAUCCAGGAGUACAAAGAAGACAUGAAACAUCUGAACGAAUAGACACUUACAAACCGGACAGCGCAACAAAGAAAGAAGCCGAUAAGAAAGCCAGACAACAAUCCAUGACAUCCGAAAUCGGGUCACCCACUCGAGAAUCCGGUUACGGUACUACGUCGACAUCGUAUGAUAGAGAACUGGGUGAUUUCGCGACAAAGACUGAGAGAAUGUACGACGUGUUGGAGGAUGCCAGCGAGGUUAGAGAGGGUGCUCACUCGCGCAACGAUUCGAGAGCGGACGACAGACGUGAUGACUUCGAUUUCACGUACUCGGACGUUCGGUUCUCCGCGAUCAACGACGAGAACUUCGACCAGGACAGGUAUAGGAUGAGCGUUCACAAUGAUUCUGGAAUAGUGGACGCAGUUGAAAUGAGCGACGAGAUGUACAAACAGGAUGAAUCCGACUGGGCUAUGGGAAGAACGCGAAUGUGGACGACGGUGUUCGAGGGUGACGAAUCCGAGCAACCAGCGGACGACAUCUACCAACGACAAUCGCCAGAACAAGACAAUGUCUUUGACUUUGUCGGUGACGACUACGCUCUUAAAGAAAUCGAGUUCGAUACUGGAUUGAGAUCCUCACAGAAAACAACGUCUACCAUAGAAGCAUCAGGUCCUCGGACUUUCAUGAGACACGAAGUAGAUGUUAGGACCACAGUGAAACGUCCAACUCCCGAAAUCACCGUCACUGUUCAUGAGGACAAGUUGGACAGUGAGGACGACGAAAGCGGAAGUGAAGAUGACGACGAAUAUCCGGAUAAGGUUGUGGCUGCACCGAUCGCUCCAACACCCACCUACGAGGAGGUUGAACAGGAGCGACAGCGACAGGAACAAUUUGGCAAGGAGGUUCUUCAGCAGAUCCAAGCUUUCGGUGAAGCGGCGGACGACGAGUUCGACGUUCAAUGGGCAAAAUCUACCUUGAAGAAGAGUCAGAAGAAACGCGAUUCCGAGGAGAAUUCUGAAGAGUACACCACUCCGAGGAUAGAAGAAAUCGAAAGCAUUCCUGAUCAAAAACAAGACGUUCCAUUGGAAAUCCCGAAAGAAGAAGAAAGAAGAAAUCCAUUCCUGGAAUCACCCGAGGAUGAGGAUGUGUCAGUGGACAUGGAGGAGGUUGACGUUACUCGCGCUGCACAAUUCUACCAAACACAAUCUUUCUUCUGUCAUCGUCCAGGACCCGUGUACACGAUCCCCGAAGAUGUGAACGAGCGUGACGGCACGAUCGACAACUCAGAAAGCAGAAUGAUAGCAAGGGAAAAGAAAAGGCAAACGGCACGUUCCGUCGCAAACUCGAUCAUUGGCAUGUACGGGCAACCACUGGCUCCAAUCCCAUCAACUAAGGCAUCUGUGGCUGCUGAAGCAACAACGUCGUCUGUGGCCCCUAGCUCUCAAGCGAUUAUCGGCUUUGGAUCAGGAAUUCACGCACGCUCAGUUACUUCAACAGUGGACAGUCAUGCUUAUACAACUCACGCACACUCGCUACCCUCGUGUACGUCUCAGUCCUCGCCGCAAAUCUCUUCAUAUCUGUAUUCUUCUUCGCCUCUUUCACUGGCUUCUACUUCUGCAACCACUACAGGGAACUAUAUCUCUGCGCCUGCUAGUACAACAAUCUCGGAUAUCCCUGCUUCGAUCAGCGCGUCCAUCGAUAAAACAAUGGCUGACAUCGAAUCAUUGCUCGAUUCCGUCUAUACUUCCGAGAGUUCCAAACCAAAUCUGUUGUUCUACAAUCAAAAAUCUUUCACUCAACCUAUUGCAGCAACGACUACCACUAGUGCAACGGUGGCGCAUAAGCCUAUAACAGCAAGUACCGGCGACUCUGCCGUUACGUCCACAGCGACUGCAGAUGCUGAACCUCUACGUUUACCACUCUCAAGACCACUUGGAAGUACUCUGGAAUCUGUCAUCGCUAAUCCGGAAACCGAUGGUGACUCAUCCCCUAGAGGUCUGAAACGUUCACCAGGGAUGAUGAUCACAUCGGACGUGUUCAGCGGGGCUAAGAUACACAAAGUGCAACCAUCGGACUCCAAGACCACUCCCCGUACAGAGAUUUCGGCUGUGGAUGCGUUUUCAUCAGAACUUCCCAACACAUUUGAUGAGCUGAAGUCGUCGUAUAAAUGGCUGCGCGAGAUUUCUGAGGAUGAUGGCAGCUCGGCCGGUCAGGAGAUGGGUCGUCGCAAACUACCAUCCAUUCCAUCAUACUCUUCCUACUCUGCCGCGCCGUCUUAUCAAGUAGCACCACCGUCGUCCGCAACCUACACGCCACCACCUAUCACCAUGCCACCACAGUCUAUGAGUCCGCUGGCCGUACAGACUGACACAUUGAAACGACCCUCAUCCAGUAUUCGAUCCCAGAUCUCUCCUGCUCCAGUCUACAUCAACGCCAGCGCUCCUAUUCCGUCUACCUCAUCCAGCUAUUCAAUAUUCGGUGUCAGCUCUACCUGCACACAAACCGCUCUUCCUCCCGAAAAACUGCCAAACGGGCAUCUGCCUACUGAUUAUUCACGUCCUCCUUCUGCUUCUAGUGGUACUUCCCUUGCUCGAUCUAUUGAUCCUGCCAUCAUUCCCGGUGCUUCUUUCCAAACUACUGCCAAGCCGAAAACUGCUCUACGCCAACCAGUCUCCUUUAUUAAGACCAAACCAGCCCAUACCCCGAAGAUCCCCAAUACUCUUGCCCGUGUACUGCUCAAGAAGGAACUCAAGGAGGCACUGUCUCGACGUCGAGAGGCUCUCGAAGCGUGCGAAAUUGAAGCCAACCAAAGGCAAUACAUUGUGCACAAAAUGCUCGUCACAGGUCUUCUGCCUGAGGCUCGCGAAGACGAUACUCCAAGAGUUAUUCCCUGCCUUCUCCCAAUGGAGCUAAUAAGUGGCGCUCGAGUAAUUCCGAAGCCAACAGUUAGUGUAGCGACGCAGAAAUCUGAGUUUGAUUCGCGAUUUCCUAUCACUUCUUCAUCGUCUCAUCUACAGUACAAGCCGAAUUUUACCUCCUCAACGACAGCUCCUUCAGUUGCGCCUGUUCCUGCCACACGACUUCACUCCCUGCCGUCAACGUCACUCCGAGCUCAGCUGGAUGCCGAAAGAAAACCACACUUCAAAGAUUUCUCUCUUGGUGCUAAAAGCGUAGAAACGCAGACCGAACAACCCUCUACAGCAGUCGACUAUGCUGUCUGCAGUCGUUCCAAGUUUUCGGAUAGGAUUUCGCAGCAACGUAGUCGAAGCAACGCAAACGUGCAAACGAACGACUUGCUCGAAGCAACUAAGAAGUACUUUGAGGACUACGAUCGGCAGUUGAACGAGCUGACCGAGAAGGCGAAGCGAGCACAUCGACGCCAGUUCGAGUUUCACGACGACGACCCUUUGAGCCGGGAAACCAGACGGUUACAACUCAUGGACGAAUUGGCCCGGCGACGAGAACGAAUGUUUGCAAAUAUGGAUCUGCCGUCAGAGAAAAUGCCCUAUAGAGCUUACCAUUCCCAGCUUGCUCUCGACUCUUCCGACUACUCGUCUAUUGUCCCUCACUACGGAUCCCUACCUCGUAUCGACUACCCAUCACGAAGCAGGAGGUCGCCACUUUCUCGCGAUUUCACUGUGCGCGAGCCAGCAACGUCAAGUUAUGCUUACAACUACGGCUCUCUGCCAAGAAAUUACGAACGAUGUUUGGGACAGCAGUUCGGCCCGAUCCAAGUUGACUAUGAGCAGUCGUUCGGAGCACGACCCACUGCCGGUGCUGCGUCCCGUUCCAUGUUCAACCUCCAUUCUGAUAACAUAAUCGAUCCGCGGUAUCGUUUGCCACCAGGCAGUAUUCGUUCGAUGAACUAUCUAGACCAGACGGGCAUCGACCGGACCGAUCCUCUUGCCUAUGCAACUCCUUACCUGCAAGGACGAGCCUAUCCAAGCGACACUACCAAUUUAAGCACGUCGCAACCCCUCGGUUCGCAACAGGGCGACAUGAUUUCGCGGUACGCUACCUAUUUAAACAACCAGUUCCAGACUGGCCUUCUGAGCCAAGUCGAUCCUACAAGGAAUCUUAUGUCAAUGCCUUCAUCAACACCUGCGUACCGAUACGAACUGCCACCCGCUGAUCCGUACAUGGCUCCAUUACCAUCACUAACGCUCUCAGAACCAGCUGCCGCCGGACCCAUCCCGACCUACGAAGCGCCGCAGGUAUACAGUAGAAGCGAGAAUAAUUACGGUGCUCGACCUCCUAGCUAUCCUCUGGAUUAUGGGAACAUGUACCGACAGCGAUUGUUACGAACAACUCCUCCAGAACUGCCAGUUGACGAUCCGUAUGCACCUAUGCCUACUGUUGCCGCCCCCUACGUGCAUACUUUUCCACAACAGACUGCAUCGUACUACCAGCCGCAGUACCAACUCCCUUCGAGGUCCAGCUAUCCCCCUGCACUCUCUUCUAAUGUGCCUACAGGAUACGUUGGGAAACCAGCUGCAAGGACAUGGUCUGGAAAUAUUGUGCCUUCUGCCUAUGACGCUCGAUAUCCCCGUGAGGACGCUUUGUCGAGGAUGUACGCCACCGUCGGAAGACGCCGCCCUCAAGCAGAGUCCCAUAAUAGGAGGAAUCUGUACAACAUAGAAAGACGCUCCGACUAUCCAGCGAAAAGAGUUGUCGAGGAUUCAUUCCGAAAUCGAGCGACUCAGGACGUCGUCCCUCAGGACGUCCCAUCGUCGACCAUUAAGCGAAUACUGCUGACGCGCCGAUACAAGGACCACAACAUCUAUAAUGAUCUCGGGAUUCGAGUGGUUGGCGGAAAAAGGAUGCCGAACGGUGAGCUUGGGGCAUUCGUGUCGGCCGUGAAUCAGGCGAAAUACAAUCAGAUCCUCGGAGAGGUCAAAGAGGGUGAUCAAGUUCUUGAAUGGAACGGAGUUCUGCUGAACGGUAAAACAUUCGAAGAGGUGGAAAGGAUCGUAAACUCGAGCAGCGGAGAAGUUGAAAUCAUUCUUAAGUCAGAGGGCGAAAAAUCGCAUCGAAUAUCGAAUCCUCGUGGAUAUACGAGUAUUUCUCGAGAACCGGCACGUUUUGCCAACCCCUUGCCAAGCAGUCAAAAAACGCUGCGAAUAAAAGAUGUCUCGCCAGAUAGAGCUCCUCCGGUUCCAAUGCAUCGACGAAAUGGUCACAAUAUCACUCUGGGCAGGCAAAAUCCAUCUAGUCGUAUCUACGAUAACGUCGACAGUUUAGAAUACUCUGAGGAUGCUUGGUCUAACAGGCCUCAGGAUGCUCUCGGUUACCUACAAGUAGCGAUUUCAUACGAUCGCGCAACUUCUCGCGUAGUUGUGAGAAUCGUUGCUGCUCGUGGCCUGAAAAUGCGCGACUACACUCGACGUCUUGCGCCGAAUCCAUUCGUGAAGAUUUAUCUCUUACCAGGCAGAAAAGUAUCGAAUAAACGUCGAACUCGAUUCGUUCCAUGCUCUACGGAUCCCGAAUGGAAUCAAAUCGUCGAGUGGCAAGUGCUGCCUGGCUCGCUACCGUCGCUCUAUCUGGAGUUCACCGUCUGGGAUUACGAUCGACUCACCGAGAAUAAUGCGCUCGGUCAAGUCACCGUCAGCCUUGCCGAUCAUACUCUGCUGUCUGGCCAGCCGUGUUGGUUACCGCUGCAGCCUACUGAUCCCCGUCCCGUCACCCACCUUCUGAAUGCUCCCCUCGACAACGAAAGACCGCACAUAUACCAUUAUAAUCCAGCAUCUCUCGACAUAGGAUAUCCAGCCAUAAACUAG